Messenger RNA from Seminavis robusta, 4182 nucleotides. NCBI's taxonomy places the organism in Eukaryota, Bacillariophyta, Bacillariophyceae, Naviculales, Naviculaceae. The record is from the annotation of a GenBank genome assembly.
AUGGGUCGAUCUGGAGACGCUGACUAUGGCGAGGAGGUGCUUAUCGACGACGAAAAAGGAAAAGCAGAAACAGAAGAAGAGAAUUUCGAAUGGCGCGAUGAAGCAGUUCCUCCCGUGACGCCUCCCCGCAAGGUGCGAUUGAAGAGCGACCGUGACAACAAUGCGAACAACAGUACCACAAGCAGUAGCAGUAGAUCCAAACGCAGCACCCUAAAGCGUCGUCAUUCCUCUUAUCAUGCCACCACCACCACCACGAGUAUUCAUACUACGAGUAGCCUGAGUGAGGAAGAAGAAGAAGAAGAGGACACGCCAAGGACAAGAUCCCCGCCACCACGUCCUCACAAGAAGAAGAAAAAGAUGCACUACAGCGAUGACGAAGAUGAUGAUGAAGAGGGACAAGAAGAAGACGAUGAACAGCCCGAAGUGGAGUCGACCGAAGAUAUGGACAGCGAUGACGAUGGAGAAAUUUCCGAGGCGAGUGCGGAAAUCAUUCUGCCCAAAAAACAACUCGUCUAUACCACCGGUUGCUCCUUUCUAGAGAGUCUUCCAUUGCCCGUCAUGACUCCGCCGAAAAAGAACAAAAACAAAAACAAAUCUGGUCACAACAGCACCCACAAAAAGCCAGAGACCAAAAAGAAUGACAACAACAACGGCAAAGAAGAAGAAGAUGAAGACUCGUUUGUCUCGGCCCGAGAAUACGAAUCCUCAAAAGACGACAGUUCCAUUGUGUCACAAGAAGAAGAAGACGACGAUGAUGAUCCCGAUUGGAGGAGCCGUCGAACCACCACCAUCACCCGACGCACCAAGAAACGCAAAACAACACCCAUCAAAGACACUUCUCUUCCCAAACGUCGUAGUCUGACACCUCGUCGUCGGCGGCGUCGACAGAAACGCACUCCCAACAACAAAGAGGUGCGUUCCCGAAGCCGCUCCAAAACACGACACAUUAGCAGCAGCAGCGAGGAAGACGAAUCUACGACGACCAGUAGUCGCAACAAGAAGAAACAGACUAGUACCAGUAGUCACAACAAGAAACAAAACACCAACCACAAUAAGAAACACAACUUGACGUCGGCCAAAAAGAAGAAACCCAAAGCCACGUCCGAGGAAGAAGACGACGAACAGGAAUUCUUUGGACAAGUACAACGAGAGGCACAAAUGCUACUACUCGAGGAGGAAGAAAAAGCUGCUGCUGCCUCCAAUAAUACUAACAACAGUGACGAGGAAGACAGUAAGACGUCGAGUGUGAGCAGCAGUGAUCAGGAAGCCAAGGACGAUGAUGACAUGGAUGUAGUCCCCGAUACUAGUCACGGCGACAACGACACGGAGCAACAAACCGAAACGACCACCACCACCUUGCUACAGUCAGAGGGUGUCGUCCCCACUGUCGAUCAUUCCGACGUGGAAGAACAACGUGAGGUGGAACAAAGUGAGGAGGAAAACAACAAACCGGUCGACCAAAACGACACCGAACAAGCAAGUUUCGAUGAUGACGACAACAGCAACCGCAACAAUCACACCGUUUUGGAGGAACAGCAGCAGCAACAACAGGGAAUGGAAGCUGCCGUCCAAACCCAUGACGAGCCAGAGCAGGAAGAAAUGGUUGCCAUGGUGGCGCAAGAGAACGACGACGACGACGACAACCGUUACACUACUUUGGCCGACCAGGAAAUGGAGGAACCAGAACAGGUGGCUACUACUGUUGAUGCCAACGCGGAGCAACCACAUCAUCAGCCGACCGAGGACGCAUCAAAGAUUGCCGUCGAACCUCGCACCGCCGUUGAAGUGGAACAUGAAGAAGUCGCCACGGAAGCAAACCGCAGCAACAACAACAACAAUAGUGGCACCACUUUGGCCGACGAGGAAAUGGAGGCGCCAGAACAGCUGCCUACUGCUGAUGCUAACGCGGAGCAACAGCUGACCGAGGAGUCAAACACAACCAUGGAAUCUGCCGUUGAGGUGGAACACGAAGUAACGACACAAGUCGCCACGGAAACAAACCACAACAUCGCUGUACAAGAGAACGACAACAACAACAGUGGCACUACUUUGGCCGAUCGCAACCAGGAAAUGGAGGAGCCAGAACGGGUGACUGCUACUCCUGAUACCGACGCGGAGCAUCAGCCGACCGAAGAGUCUACAGCGGAACCUUCCACCGCCGUUGAGGAGGAGGAACACGAAGAAACGACGCAAGUCGCCAUGGAAACAAACCACAACAACAAUGUUAUUGCUGGCGAGGAAGAAGACGAGGCGGAACAUCCACCGCAACUCGUCAAUACUACCACUGUCAUUGUUGUUCCAGCAGCACAACAAGACACCGCGAGCAUCUUCCGCGGGGAUGACACUAACAGUCACAGCGAGCAAGAAUCCUCCACCACCAAGACGGUCGACGACGACGAUGAUACUCCAGAGGAAAUGGAUGGGAUCCAACGCACUGGCAGUAGCGGUGACUCGAGCAGUAUUAGCAGUCUUCGUAGUACGGCCGAAGAGGGCAAGACUUCCGGCGAAGAAUCGGCACAGGAACAAAAUACCACCGCCACCAACCAAGAGGCAGUCGUCGACGUGCAACCCCAAACUGAAGAAGGCAACAACAAUGACGUGGUGACGGCUGCAGCUGUGGUUCCUGACCAAGAGGAACCAAAACGAGCAUCCACCGCUCCUGUAGAUGACAAAAAGGAGGCCCCCCAAAACAAUGGCAAGAACCACGCUCCGCCAGUGGCAGCAGUAUCCCCUGCGCAAGGAGAUAACAACAUCAACAGCAACGCGGGCGAAUUGGCUGCCUCUGCAACAACGCGCAAAGCUGCUGCUGCUGAGCGAGCUAGUAGCAAGGCUGUCCCUGUUACUCCGCUCCGUCCAGUCAAGAAAAUGAUGACUCCUCCUGAUGUCCUUCCAGCAGCUGCUGAUGCUGCCGCCGCCCAUGCUGAUGCUGCCGUCGUCGCCCCUGCUGCUGCUGCUGCUGCUGCCCCUCGAUGCCCUUGUUGUCGCUUGGGUGAAAAUGUUCGAAAUUCUUUCGAAUCGCUUGCCGAGUGGAUGAUGGACAAUGGCAACACAGAUAUGCUACACAAUGAGUUCAUCAACCACAGUGGUGAACCCAAUGAUGGAGAUGGAGUCGAGCCAGCCACCAGAGCAAGAUCCUUGUGUGAUCAGUGCAAAUCACUCUGGGACACUCUGGCUGAAGAUUAUUGUACCCGCCGAGAGAGCGAGUUAGUGGCCCCCUUGAACAAAGACAUGUUUCCAGAAGAAAUCUUCAAAAUGGGUGGGGUGAACACAGAGUUCAUGGAUACUUUCAUCAACCUCAAACGAAAAGUCACUGAGACAAAGGCUCGUUUCAAAGACUUUGGGCGGAUCCCAGCUACCAAUGGACGAGGCAAGUUUCAAUACUUGGUGGGAGACAAGUCAGCCUCGCAAAAGCGUUGGAACUGGCAGGAUUCCAAACUUCUGGAGCAAGCACCGCUGGAAACGGAAACACUGGAGCAGUUUGCUUUGGACUUUGUGGCUGCCCAGCUUCCACUGGGCCGCAAUGGCUAUCGGAUUGAUCCUGGGUUUGUAAUGACCCAAAAGGCCAUGGUACAAGGGCCUCACCGUGACUACCAUGGCUACGGUGACUUGUACACUCACCGCAGGGGUGAGGAUGUUGAAGGCAAGCCACCAAAAGACGAAGACCGUACUGCCCUGGACAAGCCCGAAACUCGGUUCCUGCCCUGGAUUCUUCAUUGUCCAAUUGUCAAGGAAGGGAUGGAACUGAAUUACUGGCCCGAUGGCCGCAAGUCUGAGCCACCAAUCCGCGUUCACAUCCCUUUUGGCACCUUCUUGGCAAUUCGAGUUGAUGCUGUCCAUGGCGGCAUUUUUGGCACACCAGGCAACAUUCGCCUGCACAUAGCCUACUCCCCCAAGGAGGACGCCAUUCUGAAAAAGGGUGCAGAGUGGAAGAAACAGGGGGAUUACUUGCCGGACGCUGUCAUCCGGUACCAUGCUGAUUUGGGGGCCCCAGAGGCCGGUCAGUUCCAGCGCCGCCUGGAUCUGCUAAGGCAGGACAUCAUAGAUUACUGUGAUCCUGCUGGCGUUGACGACUGCAUCUCCAACCUCCCCAUCACCUACGCAGAGCCUGGGUUUCUCCAGAAGAUGCUCAAUCUGCGCUCUGUUUUCAGGUUGGAGAUGUUUGAAAACGUCCGGCAGAGGUGA